AUGCCGACCAUCAUCAUCAAGGUAGACCUCGACUGCGGCCGCUGCCACGCCAAGAUCAGGAAGGUGCUCGAGAGGAUCAGAGAGAAGGGCGAGUUCAUCAUCGACGACAUCAAGUACGACGAGAAGAAGAACCACGUGAUCGUGUCGGGCCCCUUCGACGCCGACAAGCUGGGCGACAAGCUCUGCUGCAAGGCCUGCAACAUCAUCAAGGAGAUCGAGACCGUCGAGCCGCCCAAGAAACAGGAUCCCGAGCCUCCGCCGGCGACGGACAAGGUGAAGCCCCCGGGCCCGGGUAAGGAUGAGACGGUCAAGGUGAAGCAACAGCCGCCGCCGCCGCCGCCGCCGCCGCCCAAGAUUGUGGAGGUGCCGGUGCCGUACCCGUGCCCCUACCCCUACCCGUUCCCGGCGGGGCCGUCCGGCUGCUGCUGCCACCAGGGACACGGCGGUUGCCAGUGCUGGCAGAACCCUCCGCCGCCGUCGUAUCCGUGCGGCGGCUACAUGAUGGUCUGCGAGGAGGACCCGUCCGGCGCCUGCACCGUCAUGUGA
Molecule: messenger RNA, 546 nt
Organism: Triticum turgidum subsp. durum (durum wheat)
Lineage: Eukaryota; Viridiplantae; Streptophyta; Magnoliopsida; Poales; Poaceae
Source: the annotation of a GenBank genome assembly